CAAAAAAGCCCUAAAACCCACCGCUACCUCUCCUCCUCUCCCAUGGCGCGCCUCACGCCCUCCAAAUCCACCCCCCGCGGGGGCAAGCCGAGGCCCUCCUCCUCCCCGGCGGGCGCCGUGGCGGACCAGCAGAGGCCGCCGCCGCCGCGGCGGCCGAAGCAGGCUAAGGGGGCGAGCAAGAACAAGAAGGCCAAGUCGGGCGGGUUCGAGUCGAUGGGGCUCUGCGAGGAGGUGUACCGCGGGGUGCGCCACAAGGGGUACCGCGUCCCCACCCCCAUCCAGCGCAAGGCGAUGCCGCUCAUCCUCGCCGGCCACGACAUCGCCGCCAUGGCGCGCACGGGCUCCGGGAAGACCGCCGCCUUCCUCGUGCCCAUGAUCCAGCGCCUCCGCCGCCACGACGCCGGCGCCGGCGUCCGCGCGCUCAUCCUCUCCCCGACGCGCGACCUCGCCACGCAGACGCUCAAGUUCACCCAUCAGCUUGGGAAGUUCACUAAUCUAAAGACUAGCCUGAUCGUUGGUGGAGAUAGCAUGGAGAGUCAAUUUGAGGAAUUGGCAGAAAAUCCAGAUAUCAUAAUUGCAACACCAGGCAGACUUGUGCACCAUUUGGCGGAGGUUGAGGACUUGAACCUUAGGACAGUCGAAUAUGUUGUGUUUGAUGAAGCAGAUUCCCUCUUUAGCUUGGGGUUGAUCCAGCAACUGCAUGAAAUUCUACAUAAGCUGAGUGAUACGCGACAAACAUUGCUCUUCAGUGCCACCUUGCCACAAGCCCUUGCAGAUUUUGCAAAAGCUGGCCUUCGUGACCCACAAAUUGUAAGACUUGAUUUGGACAAAAAGAUCAGUCCUGAUCUUAAACUUGCCUUUUUCACACUGCGCCAGGAGGAGAAACUAGCAGCUUUACUGUACUUGGUCAGGGAGCGAAUCAGCUCUGAGGAACAGACAAUAAUAUUUGUUUCAACCAAGCAUCAUGUAGAGUUCUUAAAUACUCUGUUCCUUGAGGAGGGCUUAGAACCUUCUCUUUCCUAUGGUGCUAUGGAUCAAGAAGCCCGCAAUAUUCAUAUUUCAAAAUUCAGGGCAAGAAAAACCAUGUUACUAAUUGUGACAGAUGUUGCUGCAAGGGGUCUGGAUAUCCCAUUGCUUGAUAAUGUGGUGAACUGGGACUUUCCUGCAAAGCCUAAAUUAUUUGUUCAUAGGGUUGGAAGAGUAGCCCGACAAGGUAGAAGUGGAACAGCAUAUUCAUUUGUCACUUCAGAGGAUAUGCCUUAUUUAUUGGACCUCCAUCUAUUCCUUUCAAAGCCUCUUAGACCUGCUCCAACAGAGGAGGAACUCCUGAAGGAUAUGGAGGGAAUGAAUUUGAAAAUUGAUCAAGCUCUUGCAAAUGGAGAAACAGUAUAUGGGCGUUUUCCUCAGACAAUCAUUGAUCUUGUCUCAGAUGGAGUAAAAGAAGUCAUAAGUGGUUGUACAGAUCUGAUUGCAUUGGAAAAGCCAUGCACUAAUGCUUUCCGGUUAUACUUGAAGACUCGUCCAAUGCCUUCACAAGAAUCAAUCAGAAGGGUAAAAGAUUUGCCUCGUGAAGGUCUUCAUCCAAUUUUCAGGGAAGUACUUGGGUCAGAUGAGCUUUCAGCUCUUGCCUUCUCAGAGCGCUUGAAAUCAUUUAGGCCAAAGCAGACGAUUUUAGAGGCCGAGGGUGAAGCUGCUAGAUCAAGAUUUUCUAAAGGUUCAAAUCAAUAUCUUGAUGUGAUGAAAAAAAAAAGGGAAGUGCAUGAGGGUAUCAUAAAUUUAGUGCAUCAAAAGAAUUCUGGUGAUCCAGAUCCAAAGGAAGAAAUGGUGGAAAACAUUUCAAACUGGGAGAGGAAAGAAGUUUGUGGUAAUAAGCGAAAGUCACAGAGCUUUAGAGAUGAAGACUACUACAUCAGUUCAGUGCCUCAAAACCAACAUUUGGAAGCUGGAUUGUCAGUGAGGGCCAAUGAAGGGUUUGUUGAAAACAGAUUGGAUGCUGCUGUUCUUGAUCUAGUCGAUGAUGAAACCUCGGGUAUGCAGUCACAGAAAACUCGAUAUCACUGGAAAAAGAACAAGUUUGUCAAGUUAAAUAGUGGGGAUCGUGUCACUGCUACAGGAAAGAUUAAGACGGAAAGUGGUGCAACGUUGAAGCCAACAAAAACAGGGAUCUACAAGAAAUGGCAGCAGAAAACACAUAGAGCUAUCAGUAGUGGCGGAAGAUCUGGUCACUUUGCAGAAGAGGGUGCAUCCACGACAGGUAGCCAUCAAAGAGGAAACAGAAAACACACUGCAGCUGGACGUGGGCACCGGUAUAUACCAAAUGCCGAUGUACCGUCCGAGAUUAGAAAUCCCCAACAAAUACAAAAGAGCAGGCAGCAAAAAGCAAUGGAUAUUGCCCGCAUGAAGAAUAAAUCUUCAAAGGACAGUAAAUUCCAGAAAUUCCAGAAAAAUAUCAGGAGGCAUGAUGGACCCUCAAAAGACGGCAAAUUCCAGAAGAACAGGAGACCGGAUGGCAACGGAAAGGGACGGGGGAAAGGCAAAGGAAGCGCAAAUGGAUUUGGUAAAGGGAAGGGGAAAAUGAAAGGGAAGGGCACCAGGUGAUUUGACGAAGAAAAAUGUUAUACAAAAGCACAGGUGAAGGUUCUGCUGCGCUACCAAGAAGAGCAGGUGCUGUUUGCCUUCGAGUGUCAUCCAGUUUUGUUUGCUUGUCUAAUCAUUCUUAAUUGUAAUCCAAAACAUCCGAGGUCUUACCAAGAAUAUAUACUCCAUACCGUAACUAAUUAAAACAUUGGAUAGUGUUGUAAUCUUUUCUUCUGUUUCUGUUUGAGAUUGGUAAAGUCGAUUGAAAAGCAGGUUUUUUGACAUUUCCUGUGAAGAUAUAAAGCCUUCGUUAUUAUUCUCA
This is a messenger RNA of Oryza brachyantha (malo sina), 2899 nucleotides long. RefSeq names its product DEAD-box ATP-dependent RNA helicase 29. Gene Ontology annotation, molecular function: RNA binding; RNA helicase activity; ATP binding. The transcript is spliced from 11 exons. The coding region runs from base 43 to 2598 and encodes 851 amino acids. Gene Ontology annotation, cellular component: nucleus. The record is from RefSeq and is a predicted model, not a curated record. Lineage: Eukaryota; Viridiplantae; Streptophyta; Magnoliopsida; Poales; Poaceae.